AUGACAACAACAUAUUUUGGACCUUGGUUAAUCAGACAAUCAGAAAUAUUUUUUACUACAGAAUUAUCUUUUGCAUUGGUUAAUUUGAAACCUGUACUUCCAGGUCACGUAUUAGUAUGUCCAAAAAGAAUUGUACCAAGAGUUAAAGAUUUAACAAAAGAAGAAUUCACUGAUCUUUGGUUAUCCGCUCAAAGAAUUUCAUCUGUUGUAGAAGAACAUUUCAAUGGUGAUGGAAUAACAUUUGCAAUUCAGGAUGGAAAGAAUGCAGGUCAAACUGUCGAACAUGUACAUAUUCAUAUUAUUCCAAGAAAGAAAUUCGAUUUUGAAAAUAACGAUCAAAUUUAUAACGAGAUUGAAAAAGAGAGAGAACCAAGAUCAUACGAAGAAAUGGAAAAAGAGUCAAGUGAAUUACGUCCACUUUUUGAAGAGAACAAAAACAAGACUUUUUAA
Dictyostelium discoideum AX4 is the source of this 450-nucleotide messenger RNA. RefSeq lists its product as hypothetical. The record is from RefSeq and is a predicted model, not a curated record. NCBI's taxonomy places the organism in Eukaryota, Evosea, Eumycetozoa, Dictyosteliales, Dictyosteliaceae. Bases 1 to 450 code for a protein of 149 amino acids. The transcript has 3 exons.